CAGGUCCCAGACCCCCCCCCCCCCUCCUCAUCCUCCCACCAUGCUGGGCCCGGUUCUGACCCGGUGUCUGCUCGCCACCCUGCUGUGCAUGUGGCCGGUGUGCGCCGCCCAGGCCACCACCGCCUCGCCGCCCGCCUUCCAGCUGCGCCUCGCCGGGGAGAAGCGUAAACACUACGAGGGCCGCGUGGAGGUGUUCCACGCCGGGGAGUGGGGCACCGUGUGCGACGACGACUUCUCCAUCUCCGCCGCGCAGGUGGUGUGCAGAGAGCUCGGCUUCCUGGACGCCGAGGCCUGGCUGCCGUCGGCCAAGUACGGGAGAGGAGAAGGCCAGAUCUGGCUGGACAACGUUCACUGCUCCGGAGGAGAGAAGAGUCUGGCCCGGUGCCACUCCAACGGCUUCGGGGUGUCGGACUGCAAGCACUCUGAGGACGUGGGCGUGGUCUGCACCCAGAAGCGCAUCCCGGGUUUCCAGUUCGUCCGGAACCAGGCUGGCAGCGACGAGGGCGUGGCGGUCCAGGUGGAGGACGUGAGGAUCCGAGCCACGUUCUCCCAGAGGAAGAGGGUCCCGGUGACCGAGGGCUUCCUGGAGGUGAAGGACGGAGGCAAGUGGAGGCAGAUCUGCAACGCGGACUGGACCCCGGCCAACAGCCGGGUCGUCUGCGGCAUGUACGGCUUCCCCUCGGAGAAGCGCUUCAAGCCCCGCCCCUACAAACUGCUGGCCGACCGCCGGAAGAAGAACUACUGGGGGUUCUCCGUCAACUGCACGGGCAACGAGGCCGACCUGUCCGACUGCAAGAUGGGCACGGAGGUGUACCUGAAGGGCAACGCCACCUGUGAGCAAGGCAUGCCCGUCGUGGUCAGCUGUGUGCCGGGGCGGGCCUUCGCCUCCAGCCACAGCGCCGGCUACAUGAAGGCCUACCGGGUCGAGCAACCCUUGGUGCGUCUGAGGGGCGGAGCCAUGAUUGGCGAGGGCCGGGUGGAGGUGCUGAAGAACGGCGAGUGGGGCACAGUGUGCGACGACAACUGGAGCAGGACAGCCGCCACCGUGGCGUGCCGGGAGCUCGGCUUCGGCAGCGCCAAGGAGGCGCUGAGCGGCGCCCGGCUGGGCCAAGGCAGCGGGCUGGUCCACAUGAACGAGGUGGAGUGCUCCGGCUUUGAGAAGUCUCUGACUGAGUGCUAUUUCAACCGCGAUGCGCUGGGCUGCAGCCACGAGGAGGACGCUGCGCUCCGGUGCAACGUUCCGGCCAUGGGCUUCAACAAAAGACUCCGGCUGAGUGGCGGCCGCAACGCGUUCGAGGGCCGCGUGGAGGUCCAGGCGGCGAGGAACGGCACGGCGGCGUGGGGCGCCGUGUGCAGCGACGGCUGGGGCACCAUGGAGGCCAUGGUGGUGUGCCGGCAGCUCGGCCUGGGCUUCGCCAGCCACGCCUUCCAGGAAACGUGGUACUGGGAGGGCUCGGCCGAGGCCGAGGCGGUGCUGAUGAGCGGGGUCCGGUGCUCGGGGGCCGAGCUGACCCUGGACCAGUGCCUCCACCACGGGGACCGGGUCCAGUGCCCCCGAGGAGGCGGGCGCUUCUCGGCCGGCGUGUCCUGCACUCAGCUGGCCCCGGACCUGGUCCUCAGCGCCCAGGCCGUGGAGCAGACCACCUACCUGGAGGACCGGCCCAUGUACGCGCUGCAGUGCGCCCACGAGGAGCGCUGCCUCUCCCAGAGCGCCGACACGGCCGACUCCGCCUCCUACCGGCGCCUCCUGCGCUUCUCCUCCCAGAUCCAGAACAACGGCCAGUCGGACUUCCGGCCGCGGGCCGCGCACCACGCCUGGGUCUGGCACGAGUGUCACAGACACUACCACAGCAUGGAGGUGUUCACCCUCUACGACCUGCUGAGCCUCAACGGCACCAAAGUGGCCGAGGGCCACAAGGCCAGCUUCUGCCUGGAGGACACUCACUGUGACGAAGGGAUCCAGAAGAACUACGAGUGCGCCAACUUCGGGUCCCAGGGCAUCACGGUGGGCUGCUGGGACACGUACCGCCACGACAUCGACUGCCAGUGGAUCGACAUCACGGACCUGAAGCCCGGGGACUACGUCCUGCAGGUGGUCAUCAACCCUCACUACGAGGUGGCGGAGUCGGAUUACACCAACAACGUGAUGCGGUGCCGCUCGCGCUACGACGGCCAGCGCAUGUGGACCUACAACUGUCACAUAGGUGGCUCACUGAGCUCUCAAACGGAGGAGUCGGCCCCCGGGCUGCUGACCAACCAGCUCUCUCAGAGGUAGACGGCGGGACAGACGGACAUCAGGGACCCAUGUAAUGAUAUUGGACAACCACUAGAGGGAGCUGUGGCGGCUUGCUCCCUCGGAGCCGCGCUGACGGCUUUGGGCUCAGCUGGUACCGGACAUUGAAACUGCUUUGCUUUACUCAUUAGCCACACCCACAUGUUCACGCGCCUUUGUUUUCAGUGAAAUGUUCCGACCUGAUAAGACGGGAAAGAUACAGGGAAACUUUAUUUAUUAAGUUCACUGUGACGACAGUCGUCCUCAAAGCCAAAACGUUUGAGAAAAGCCUCAAACCAAAAUCCAUGAGACAUCACCUUCAGUUGUGUUUGCUGGUGCUGCCCCCUGGCGGUUUACCCUGGUACUACACUCUGGUGCGCUACACUCUGGUGCUGCCCCCUGGUAUUACAACCUGGUAUUGCACCCUGGUAUUACACCCUGGUGCUGCCCCCUGGUACUACACCCUGGUAUUACAACCUGGUAUUACAACCUGGUGCUGCCCCCUGGCGGUUUACCCUGGUGCUGCACCCUGGUGCUGCCCCCUGGUACGACACUCUGGUGCUGCUCCCUGGUGCUGCAGCUGAAUGCUGCACCUUUUUCACCCCAAAGAGUUGAAUAAAAUAUUUUUUUUAAAUGUGCAUUUGCGCUCACAGUAUUUAGAGACUUUAACUCGACACGGAGAACAAACACAGUCCAUCAUGAUCAGAACUACCGAGCAACUGACCAGACAAAAGAAUCCUGUUUUUAUGAAGACUGUAUUCCACUUUCCACAGAAGGAUGAGAACUUGUCACCCAAAGUGUAAAUUUAGGAUCCCUAAAGUUAUUUAAUUUGCUUGGAUUUGUUUCCCGCUUCGUUUCUGGCAAUGUGGUCAUAAAUCGUACAAAUUGUGUCCCUACCAGGAUUUAGUGUUCCACAUACUUGAGCUCGCGUUUGAAAAUGUUUUAUUUAUUGAAAUUAGUUUUUCGUGGUCGUUCCAGUGGACACGUCUUCCUCGUCGGGGUCUGUGGUACAUCCUCACGGGGACUACGACGACUUUGUGGACGGACUUAGACGCCACAGACGUGUGAAAAUGCCUCAUUGUGUUGUGAUUUUUUUUUUCCAUGUAGCCAAUUCCAUUUGUUUUUGUUGCUUGCCGCCUGACUGAGGCGUCGUAUGCACGGGUGAAUGUGGAAAUGGAUUUGACAUUUUAUAUAAAUAUUGGUGAAUGCAGAUCUCAA
Molecule: messenger RNA, 3490 nt
Organism: Pseudoliparis swirei
Lineage: Eukaryota; Metazoa; Chordata; Actinopteri; Perciformes; Liparidae
Product: lysyl oxidase homolog 2A-like
Exons: 13
Coding region: 41-2275 (744 amino acids)
Biological process (GO): sprouting angiogenesis; peptidyl-lysine oxidation
Cellular component (GO): membrane
Molecular function (GO): protein-lysine 6-oxidase activity; copper ion binding
Source: RefSeq, a predicted model, not a curated record